Molecule: messenger RNA, 1406 nt
Organism: Labeo rohita (rohu)
Lineage: Eukaryota; Metazoa; Chordata; Actinopteri; Cypriniformes; Cyprinidae
Gene: tmem88a
Product: transmembrane protein 88 a
Exons: 3
Coding region: 381-1028 (215 amino acids)
Cellular component (GO): plasma membrane
Molecular function (GO): PDZ domain binding
Source: RefSeq, a predicted model, not a curated record
CAGCCAGAGCAGUGUGAGGCCAGAAAGAGAAGUGGGAGCGGAGAGAUAAAACUGAGCUACCAAGGCAGGACAUCUUCGUCAAAGGAAGGAAAGAGCGGAGCAGGAAAGGAGGAAAAGAAAGGGUUGAAAUAGAGGAGUGACCGUUCCACAGAGUUCAGUUUCACACAGAGGCAGCGGAGAUCCCACAGGUGGACAUGAAAACUAGAUGAAUAAAACGUAAAAUAAAAAUUAUUGACUAAAUCAUCUCAGCCAGUGGGGAAAGGAAAUUAUAUAACAAGUAAAGGAAAUUUUUCCGCAGGAGGAAAGGUGGUGUUGGAGAGAACGGACAACCUACCGUAUUACUCUAAUCUGAAAACUAGACUCCCAUACCUGAAAGACUGAUGAACGGCAGGAUGAGUCUUUCCCGUAAUGGUACAUUGGAGAAACGCGCGUCCUUGUUGACCGCCACGGACCGAGGGGAGCUCGAAUCACCUCACCCGCGCCUCCAUCACACCGGCUCCAUCUCCUCGAGUACUCCAGCGAACGCGUCCAGCUCAGGUGUGGUGGUUCCUCCUCCGUACUCGAUAGCAGGCAGUGCGGUGAACGACUCUCCCCUGGAGCUGAGGGGCUCUCUGGACUGUUGGGCCUGUUCUGUUCUGGUUACAGCACAGAAUCUGAUCAUCGCCGCGCUCAAUGUGGGUCUGGCUGCGUUUAUCUUCGGCCUCAUCCUCAUGCCUUCGCUCGUCAUGGUUGUUUUUGGCUUCCUCUGCCAUUCAACGGUUCAGCGCCACGGUACUUCCGUCUACUGUUCAGAUCUCUUGGAUGAUGGAGGUUGUGUGGCUUUACUGGUGGUGGGGUUCCUGCUCCUGGCUCCGCUCCUGGUUCUGGCUCUGGCCGCUUACUGCAGGAUGGCACGCCACCUCCAGCUUGGUCUGUGCUUCAUUCCCUACAGCCGUGCCAUCUACAAGAACCUGCCUGCAUCACGUCAUCGAGGCCUGGGGGGGAUGCUGUGGCCAGCAGGGGGCAGGAGAGAGCGAGGGAAAGGGUAGUGUGUGGGUUUGAACAGUUUAAAAAACCUAAAAAAAAGUUUAAUGUGAAUAGCCAUAGUAAUAGGUCACAUACAAAGAACCAAACAGUGCCAUGUUUUCAGCAGUUUUGUUAAACUGAAUUUUUACAAAUUGUGCUUUUAAUCAAUGUCAGACAGUGUCAGCCAUGCUUUUGCAGUGGUGUUUUUUUCAGUCCUUUUGAACUGGAUCAACUAAUCAGCCUUAGGGUAGCACAAUAUUUCAUUUUUGAUAAGGUUGUGAGGGAUAGAAGUACACUGUGUUUAAUGGAUUCUACUGUUGUUUAACAACAUAAUGAUUUUUCAGCUGGCAAAACACCUUUUUUUGGUUGACAAAAGUUUUGAAACUUGUAAGCUGUGAAAA